AUGGAUCUAGCUACAGUAAUCGAGCAACAACAAGCAGCAAUUGCCGAGUUGAGGAAGGCAAUUGCGAACGUAAAAAAGGCUCCAUUGGAAAGAAGAACGGUGGAGUUCUACAGCAAAAAGCUCAAGGAAAUGGAAGCACUCUGGGCAGAGAUCGAUCGCAAUGAAAACAAAAUUCGUGCAGAUCCUGCGGCAGAGUCACAUCUCCAUAUCACCAAUAACGAAUACCAAGUCAUUGGUGAAGAGUACAGAGCUGCAAUCGACAACAUCGAGGCAGACAUCAAAAGGGGCAAAGAACAAAUGCCUCAGAAACCGCUUCCCGCAACAAGGGAGGGGGUGCAAAAACAAUCAGGCCAGUUUACUGCAACCAGCAGCGUGACUGCAUUAGUGAGACGUCAGAGGGCUCUAAUGCAGUCCAUACAAACGUUAAUAAGGGGCAAUUCAGGCCAAGCUGCUCCCUGUCAGACAGUGGCUGCAAUUGAAAAACUGUGGACACACGUGGAAGAUAUCCACUUCAAAAUGUUCGAGGACUUUGAUGACCCAACGUUGGUGGGGUACGAUGCAUCAGCCUACGUUCUCUUAGAGGAAGAGACGUUAAAGUUCAAAGAAAAAAUAUCGACGCUAACACAGGUCGAUCAUUCGUCGUCUCAGCAGAGAUCAGGCGGAAACUUGGCAAAUCAAGUUAAUCUGCCAAAAAUUACAAUCCCUCAAUUUAAUGGGGAUUAUUCGAAGUGGCAGACGUUUGCUGACAUUUUUGGGAAAAUGAUCAACGAGCAAGCCUUGCCACAAGUGCAAAAAAUGUGGUAUCUCAAGGCCAACGUGACUGGGGAAGCCGAGAAACUCAUAAGGCACCUCGAGUUGACCGAGGCGAAUUACGACAUUGCCUGGAAGACACUCCAAGACAGGUACAAUAACAAGAGAGCUCAAGUGUCAACUAUACUUGAGAGAAUGCUAAACCUGCCCAACAUGUCUGGCGAUAGCAGAUCAGUGAAGGACUUUCAUGAUAGUCUUCAUGAAUCGUUAUUGGCAUUGGAGGGUCUUGGAGUAAGGCCAAAGGAAUGGGAUCCACUCUUAAUCCACAUCCUAACAAAGAGGAUGGACAAGACUACUCAUGUGUUGUAUGAGCAGUCGAUUGUAGAUUCGAAAGAACUCCAAACGAUGGAUCAUUUCAUGAAAUGUUUGAGGAGUCGUUUCGAAUCAUUAGAAGCUGUCAAUGGGAUUCAGAAGAGCAAACCGUCAGCAACGACUGCUUCCACCACGAUCCGUAGAUGUCACAUGUGCAAAGGUGACCACCCCCUAUAUUACUGCAAACAGUUCUUGGCAAUGACAGUGCCCGAAAGACAGAAAUGGGUUGCUAGACACAAGAUGUGUCUAAAUUGCUUCAAGGAUGACCAUCAGGCAAAAACGUGUACAAGUGGGAAGUGCAGGAAGUGUCAACAAAAACACAAUACACUUUUGCAUUUUUCAACGAGGCCACAAGUAGAGAACAAGUCAGCAGAUUUGUCGGUUCAACAGCCGCCAACAGUAGCAUCGGCGAAUAGAUCCCAAUCAUACGUACUUCUUGCAACCGCACGUGUUGCGAUCAAGGCAAAUAAUGGAAGAAGCUAUGAGUUUAAGGCGAUUCUGGAUUCCGGUUCACAAAUUAAUCUGGUGUCAGAGCGACUAGUGCAGAGGUUGGGUAUCGAACCCAUUCAAACAUCUCUCUGUAUCGAAGGUGUUGGAGGUAGAUCAAGAACCGCAAACCACAGGGUCAACGUGGAGCUUAAGUCACUCACCAGCAAAUUCAGAACACGCCUAGAAGCCUUUGUGUUACCAAAUAUAGUGCCACCCCAACCAAGCACUGAGAUCGACAUCACAUCAUGGCCUAUUCCAGAAAACAUAAAACUAGCAGAUCCCUAUUUUUAUCAAACGACCAGGAUUGACGUACUACUUGGAGCAGAGUUCUACUUCAACCUGAUUCUCUCACAAGAACUUCGAAUGUCCAAAGAGCUUCCUAUAUUGAAGAACUCAAAACUAGGAUGGAUUGCUAGUGGAAGAGUUCAGGCUGAAUCAGAAACUGUGACAUGCGCCGUUUUCGGAGAAGAUGAACAUGCUUUAGAAGAUUUAUUAAAGAUGUUCUGGGAACAAGACGAUGUUUGUGAAGACCAGAAGUUGACAAUAGCAGAGGAACAGUGUGAAAAUCACUUCAACCAAAAUACAACAGUGAAUGAGAAUGGUCGGUUUGUGGUGCGAUUACCGUUUGCAGACGGCCCUGAGAAAAUUUCUGAAUCCUUGAAUAUUGCAGCAUCAAGAUUCUUUGCGUUGGAACGUCGCUUAUCUAAGGAUGCAAGUCUUCACGAGCAGUAUGCUAAAUUUAUGAAGGAGUAUGAGGAUCUGGGACAUAUGACGAAAAUACAAUCAAGAGAGGUGCGUGGUAAUCAUUACUAUAUCCCGCAUCAUUGUGUCCUACGCCCAAAUAGCAGCACAACAAAACUGAGGGUUGUGUUCGAUGCGUCUUGCAAGUCAUCAUCUGGAUGGUCACUCAAUGAUAUUUUGCAUUCAGGUCCCAGGGUUCAAGGAGAUCUGUUUGGAAUGCUGUUGCGGUUUAGACUGCCGAGAUUUGUGUUUACAACAGACAUUGAAAAGAUGUACAGACAAGUGCUAGUCGACAAAAGAGAUCGCAAAUAUCAACUAAUCGUAUGGAGAAACACUCCAGACAAGGAACUCGAACAUUACAUGUUGAAUACGUUAACAUAUGGUACGACGUGUGCCCCAUAUCUUGCUACAAGAUGUCUGAAAAGGCUAGCAGAUACGAACAUACAAAGAUAUCCAUUGGGGGCGAUGGUAUUGCAAAAGAAUUUUUACGUUGACGAUUGCAUGUGCGGGUCUGACAGUUUAACAACGGCAAUUGAGAUGCAGAAACAAGUUAAUAUGUUACUACUGGAAGCUGGAUUUAGACUACGAAAAUGGUGUGCUAACCACUUAAAACUGCUGCAUGGAAUUCCUCCAGAAGAUAGAGAAGUAGAUCUCAAUUUUGACAAAUCAUCAACCAAGGUUUUGGGAUUAACAUGGAUUCCUCAAGCAGACCGAUUUUGUUUGAAGAGUGAUGUGAACGAAUGCACCAAGGUCACCAAGCGGAAGGUCACAUCUGAUUUGGCAAGAUUGUUUGACCCCUUAGGAAUUGCGGGUCCUGUGGUGUCAGCAGCUAAGAUCUUUAUUCAGCAACUGUGGAAGAAUAAACUUGGCUGGGACGAGGAACUGCCAGCAGAAAGGGCAGCAUAUUGGCUAUCGUUCCGAGAAGGUCUGAAGAUGUUAAAUGAUUUCAGGUUACCCAGACACAUGUUUGAUGGAGAGAAACCAACAAAAAUUGAGAUACAUACUUUCGUGGACGCGUCAGAAAAGGCAUAUGGUGCUGUGGUGUAUCUUCGAGCUAUGCUGCCAGACGGCAGGCAUAUAGUCAGACUUCUUUGUUCAAAAUCAAAAAUAGCACCAAUAAAGGAGAUCACGCUGCCACGGUUAGAGCUUUGUGCCGCUGAAUUGGGAACAAAACUUACUGCUAAGGUCAAAGCCGAAUUGGGUUACGAAGAUCUAAGGACUAUUUAUUGGUCAGACUCAGAGAUUACAUUGUACUGGAUCAAUUCAGAACCAUCAGCUCUAAAGACGUUCGUUGCCAACAAGGUAAAAAAUAUACAAGGCAGAUCGAUAAACACUCAAUGGCGACAUGUGGGGACGAAGGAUAAUCCUGCCGAUUAUAUAUCCAGAGGUAUGAAACCAGAUCGUCUGUCGGGAUGUCUGAUGUGGUUUUAUGGACCCACGUAUCUACAUGGAAAUGAAUCUCUCUGGCCGGGGCCCUUCUCAAAGAAUAGAGAAAAUCAAUCCGAUCUUGAAUUCAAGACAAAAUCUACAGUAUCAGCAAUUGCCUCACAGAGUGGGUUACAGGAUAUGAUCUAUGGAAUCAACCACAAGGGUUCAUUUAGACGAUUACAACGUAUUGUCGGUUAUGUCCUGCGAUUUUCAGAAAGGAUAAAGGGACGCAAGCAUGGAAGUUCGACAGAUGUAUUGACACCUAUGGAGUUGAAUCAGGCGAUGCAACUAAUAGUCAAGACCGUACAGGUGGCAGAUUUUGCGAAAGAAAUUCAGCAAUUGAGGAAACAUGGAGCAUUGGACAAAUCAAGCUCCAUACAUAGUUUAACUCCGUUUCUUGAUGACAGAGGAAUACUUAGAGUCGGUGGCAGGUUGGAAGAGGCAACCUUAGCAUACGACACAAAACACCCGAUGUUGUUACCAUACAACGAUCCAAUUGUGAAACUCAUUCUUAGCAUGAUCCAUUUAGAGAAUAGCCACUGUGGGUCACAACUAUUACUGGCAACAUCAAGACAAAAAUAUUGGAUAAUCAAGGGGAAGGCUAUGGCUCGCAACAUUGUGCAAAAUUGCGUAAGGUGCACCCGGGCGAAGCCAAAGUUAUACAACCAAAUCAUGGGAAAUCUCCCACCGAGCAUAGAGACCAAGAAUAUGGAUGGCUUUUCUACCGGGAUAGGAACCCUUCAGAAGUUGUGUAAGAUAGCAGUUGAGAACAGAAGCUGUGAGAUACUUUCAGAAAAUCUUAUUCAAGUACAAAAGCAGUUGGAAUCAAAUACACUGAACAUAUUCCCCAGGCGCAUCAGGAGAGGAGCUCUAAACAUAGUCGGGAACCUCGCACACUCGUUAUUUGGUGUCUUGGAUUCGGAAUAUGCGGAGCAAAUGACUGUGACAAUUGAGAAGGCAAUUAAAGACAAGCAACAUUUGUUGGAUCUUCUAAAAAAUCAGACAUCUAUUAUUGAUUCAACAAUCAACAUAAUUAGAAAGGACGAAGAUACGAGCCAAAGGAACUUCGGCAACAUGCAAGUGGAGAUGAACCUUUUGGCAAAUAAGCUCAUGCUACUUUCAUCAAGGUUGAAACAUAUAGAAGAUAACUUAAUCGACGUUUUAACGGAUGCUCAUCAUGGUCGGAUAAGUCCGUUGCUACUUACGCCACAUCAAUUGCUACAAGAGCUCCAAACCAUCAAGGCUCACAUUCCUCCAUCUCGUGCUCUACCCGUUCGCGAAGAUAAUGUUUCGGAUUUCUUCAAAUUAAUGAAGAGUUGCCAAACCAAUACCGCUACCACCACUAGCUACAAUGAUAAGAAAUUUCAGCCAUAA
Molecule: messenger RNA, 5154 nt
Organism: Musca domestica (house fly)
Lineage: Eukaryota; Metazoa; Arthropoda; Insecta; Diptera; Muscidae
Exons: 3
Coding region: 1-5154 (1717 amino acids)
Biological process (GO): proteolysis
Molecular function (GO): aspartic-type endopeptidase activity
Source: RefSeq, a predicted model, not a curated record